Messenger RNA from Eurytemora carolleeae, 6792 nucleotides. RefSeq names its product zinc finger protein 236. Gene Ontology annotation, biological process: regulation of gene expression. Gene Ontology annotation, cellular component: nucleus. The coding region runs from base 1529 to 6703 and encodes 1724 amino acids. The record is from RefSeq and is a predicted model, not a curated record. Lineage: Eukaryota; Metazoa; Arthropoda; Copepoda; Calanoida; Temoridae. The transcript is spliced from 14 exons.
GUAUAAUAACUGAGACUGAUGACAAAAGGAUAUUGAAACAUAUAAUGAUUGAUAUUCUCAACCUGAGGAAUGGAAUGGAAUAUAACCUACUCCUAAUCCAACAAAUCAACCUGAUGAUACAGAAGGAAGGAGAGGAGCAGAAGAGGUUUUAUGAUGUGAUCCAUGCUGCCCAGCAACAUAUAGACUCUAUAACCACAGUGUAUACGCUGGGAGUAUCCUGGCUUAAAGAUGAAACCGACUUUGCUCUGGGUUUAAUUCAAGAUAAUUCAACUUCGCCGUUUGAUUCUUCUUCUCAUUAUGCAACCUUUGAACCAAUUAAGGAAGAUGAAGAAAUAAAAAUAGAAAUUGGAACUUCAACCUUAGAUCAAUCUCAGAGCUCCGAUUCUCUUGAAUUAAUCUUAAAAGAGGAAUCUAAAGAAGAAAAGGAAGGAUCAAUUAUCUCUGUUACUAGAACAAGAUCAAACGAGAAAAAUGAAAUUUUGGUUCCUAGAUUUCCAUCUGAUGAAGAAACUGAUGGUCUGAAAAAAUUAAAGAAACAAAAUUCGUCUGAAAUUAAACUUUGUGAUCAGUGUGGGUUUUCUGGGACAAGAUUUCAACUUUACUGGCAUAAAAGACAUGUGCACCAAGGUCUCCGGUAUCCUUGUACACAUUGUGAAUUUAAAGCAAAGCGUAGAUCAUACUUAGUUUUACAUAUUCAAAGAAAGCAUGAAAACAUCAAAUAUUCUUGUGACAAGUGCACAAGUACUUUUACAGAUGAAGGAAAUUUAAAAAGACACUUUAAAAGUGUUCAUGAAGGACGAAGAUUGUUCUGUGAGUUCUGUGAUUAUUCCGCAAGUCAACAGUCUCAACUGAAAGAACACAUUGAUGGAGUUCAUAAAGGUAUAACAUACCCAUGUGAUCAGUGUGAAUAUAUUGCAACUAAAGCAAGUAGUUUGAGACUACAUAAAAACAAAAAGCAUAGUGAUGUUGUGAAACCUGUUAAAAAAUAUAAAUAUAAGCAGAAAUAUAAGAAACCUGAUGGCUUCAAAUUUCAAUGUGAUCAGUGUGGACAUUUAGCCAAGUCAAAGGACCUUCUAAACCUUCACAAACUUUCUCUUCAUGACCCGCAGAAAUAUCCUUGUGAUGAGUGCUCUUAUGUCGGAAACACACCUCUGUAUUUAAAAAAUCAUAAGAAAAUAAACCAUGGAGAACCAGAGAUGUUUCCCUGUGAUUUAUGUGAAUAUGCUGCACGCCAGAAAGUGCAUUUAAAGACUCACAAGGAAGCUGUUCAUCUUGGGAUCAAGUAUCAAUGUGAUCAAUGUGAGUUUGCAGGAUCUACAGCAGGCACUUUGAGACAGCAUAAAUUGGGUAAACAUGAUCUAACAAAACACCCUUGUGACCAGUGCGAGUUUGUAGCGACAACUAAGUAUGGACUAACAAAGCAUUUGAGAAAAAAGCACACAGAAUUUAGUAAUUAAGCAUCAGUGAUGUCAUGAUAUUUGCUAUACGUGGAUAGAUAGAAAAUGAAAUAUUUCGAUUACAGAGAAAAAUGGCUGAAUUAAUAAAAGCUUCUUUACCAAAUAAAGAGAGAUCGUCUUUGUUUCAAGAUCUCAAGAGCAUAGAAGUUGUUAGUAAUGAUAAACGAGUAUUAAAGCAUAUUAUGAUUGAUAUUCUCAACCUGAGGAAUGGAAUGGAAGAUAACCUACUCCUAAUCCAACAAAUCAACCUGAUGAUACAGAAGAAAGGAGAGGAGCAGAAGGGGUUUGAUGAUGUGAUCCAUGCUGCCCAGCAACAUAUUAACUCCAUUAACACAGUGUAUACUCUGGGAGUAUCCUGGCUUAAAGAUGAAACUGGAUUUGCUCUCAAGUUCGUACACGAAAAUACUGUUCUACUAACUGUUGGAAGGAGUUCUCCAGAUCCUAAUUCUAGUGUGGAACUAUUAAAAGAUGAGGAUGAUAUAAAGAUAGAACUUGGUUCAGAUCAAUCUCAGAGUCCUUGUCUUAUCUUGAAAGAGGAAACUGAAGAUGAUAUGGAAGAAGACAUCAGCUCUAAUAGUGGAACUAAAAUAGAUGAAAACGAAGACCUGCAUUCUGCAAUGUACUACUGUGACCAGUGUAAUUAUAAUGGGACUUCACCGAGGAUCCUUAUGACUCACAAGAUGUCGGAACAUGGAUCUGUAAAAAUAUUAUGUAAUGACGAUAUAACUGCAGAAACAAAAGAUCUAAAUAAACCUGAGAGUGGAAACCCGUCAGAAAGAAAACUCUGUGAUGAGUGCGGGUUUUCUGGUUCAAAAUAUCAGAUGUAUUGGCAUCUUAGAAAUAUACAUCAAGGCCUACGCUUUCCUUGUUCUCAGUGUGAGUUCAAAGCAACGCGUAGGUCACUUUUAAAACUGCACAUUCAAAGAAAGCAUGAAAAAAUCAAGUUUUCUUGUGAAAAAUGCACAAGUACUUUUACAGAUGAAGGAAAUUUAAAGAGACAUCUUAAAAGUAUCCACGAAGGACAAAGGGUACUUUGUGAAUUCUGUGAUUUUUCUGCAACCCAGCAGUCUCAGCUUAAAGAGCACAUUGACGGGGUUCACAAAGGUAUAACAUACCCAUGUGAUCAGUGUGAUUUCAUAACAAAUAUUGCCAGUUAUUUGAGACAACAUAAAAAGAACAAACACGGUGAUAUUACAAACCAGAAAAAGAAGUAUAAACAGACAUAUAAAAAGCCCGAUGGCUUCAAAUUUCAAUGUGAUCAAUGCGGGUAUUUGGCGAAGUCUAAGAUUGUUUUAAACAAUCACAAACUCUCAGUACAUGACCCAGAAAUAUUUCCAUGUGAUGAGUGUUCAUAUGUUGGUAAGACUCUUAUGUAUCUGAAACAUCAUAAGAAAAUCAACCACGGCGAACCAGAACUUUUUCCCUGUGAUUUGUGUGAGUAUACUGCUCGCCAGAAAGCUCAUUUAAAAACUCAUAAAAAUUCCGUUCACUUAGGGAUCAAAUAUCAAUGUGAUCAAUGUGAUUUUGCAGGAUCUCAGGCAGGUUCUUUGAAACACCACAAAUUGAGUAAACAUGACUUAACAAAACAUCCUUGUGAAGAGUGCCAAUUUGUAGGGACAACAAAAUAUAGUUUAACGAAGCAUUUAAAGCAAAAGCACGAAAGCAUAGAAGCUGUGACUGAUGAUAAACGAGUAUUGAAGCAUAUGAUGGUUGAUAUUCUCAACCUGAGGAAUGGAAUGGAAGAUAACCUACUCCUAAUCCAACAAAUCAACCAGAUGAUACAGAAGGAAGGAGAGGAGCAGAAGGGGUUUGAUGAUGUGAUCCAUGCUGCCCAGCAACAUAUUGACUCCAUUAACGCUGUGUAUACAAUGGGAGUAUCCUGGCUUAAAGAUGAAACGGGGUUUGCUUUUAGUUUAGUUCAAGGAGAUUCCACAAUGUCAACUGUUGAUGAAGUUGAAAGGGAACAAUCUGAGGAUUUUGAGGAGAUUGAACAAGAUGAAAUCAAUUGUGAAGAUAUAAAGAUAGAGCUAGAUGUUGGAGACAAUAUUUCCCUUCAUAAAUCAGAGCUGAAUGGUGGGGACGAUAUUUUCUCCCAGGAAUCAGAGAGGAAAGUUGCGGACGAUACCCCGGGAAUAGAGCGGGAACCUCGGGACGAUAUUUUCUCCCAGGAAUCAGAGAUGAAAGUUGCGGACGAUACCCCGGGAAUAGAGCGGGAACCUCGGGACGAUAUUUUCUCCCAGGAAUCAGAGAUGAAAGUUGCGGGCGAUACCCCGGGAAUAGAUCGGGAACCUCGGGACGAUAUUUUCUCCCAGGAAACAGAGAUGAAAGUUGCGGACGAUACCUCGGGAAUAGAUCGGGAACCUCAGGACGAUAUUUUCUCCCAGGAAUCCGAACUGAGAAACCACAAUUACCAUGCCUGUCCGUCUGGAGUAAAAAAACAAGAUUCAAAAUAUUCUUGUGUUCGAUGCAACUAUUCUACAACUUCAGACAAGCAGCUGAAAAGGCACACAUUGAAAGAACACCAAGAACUUAAUUUGAAAGAUGAAGAUGAAGAUGAAGAGGAAAAAGUAGAACACAUUGAUCAAGAAAUUCAGUUAGACAAAUCCUCCAAAACAGUUCAGAUAAGUCACAAUUGUGGUGUUUGUGAUUAUAUAGGAAAGAGUUCCAGUGGUUUGAGAUCACAUAUGAAAAGAAAACAUGAGUCCGAUAAACCCAAACACGUGUGUCAUCUGUGUGGAUAUGCUGCCCACUGUAAAGCUGUUCUAAGGAAUCAUAUAGAAUAUAAACAUGAAAAACGUAAAUCAAAGUGUCCCCACUGUGAUUACCACGGCACCAAGCCUAUUUUGAGACUACAUAUUAGGAACAAACAUGAAGGAUUAAAAUUUCCUUGCGAUGAAUGUGAACUUGUAUUUACACGAUUAUCUCACAUGAAAGAACACAAGAUACGCAUCCACCUGGGCUUAAAGCUUUAUUGUGAUCAGUGCAGUUCAAACUUCUCCACUGAAACUAAUCUAAAGAGGCACAUUAAGAGUGCACAUGAAGGAUUUCGAUAUUCCUGUGAUCAAUGUGACAAAACAUUUAGUCAGGUGACAACUUUGAAGAUGCACAUUGAUGGCGCUCAUACCAAUUCAAGAUAUUUUUGUGAUCAAUGCUCAUAUGUUUGUAAAAAUUCUGGAAAUCUUAAAUCUCACAUACAUUUUAAGCAUUCAGAUAAACCAAAGAAAGCUAAUACCAAAGAAAAUGAGGGUGACACAUUUCCAUGUGAACAUUGUCCUUAUGUUGGUACGAAAAUUUUGUUGUAUCGUCAUAAAAGAGCGAACCAUAAAGGAAUUCGAGCUGCUUGUGAUAUGUGUGAUUUUACAGCGGCCGAUAAAGCUCAUUUGAGAAGUCACAGAGAAAGUGUUCAUCUUGGUAUUAAAUAUCCUUGUGAUCAAUGCAACUUUGCCGCGUCUUCUAAAGGUAACCUGAAGCAGCAUAAAGAGGUGUCAAGAAUUGAACUCAAAAUUUUACAUUUUUCAGAGAUAAUGUCGGAAUCCGACAAAGUGUUUGUUAGAAUCUUAGCUUUUAAAUACUUACAGAGCAUAGAAGCUGUGACUGAUGAUAAACGAGUAUUAAAACAUAUAAUGAUUGAUAUUCUCAACCUGAGGAAUGGAAUGAAAGAUAACCUACUCCUAAUCCAACAGAUCAACCUGAUGAUACAGAAGGAAGAAGAGGAGCAGAAGAGGUUCGAUGAUGUUAUCCAUGCUGCCCAGCAACAUAUUGACUCCAUUAACACCGUGUAUACUCUGGGAGUAUCCUGGCUUGAAGAUGAAACCGACUUUGUUUUUAAAGCUAUUCAAGAUUCUCAUGGAACUAAUAAAGAUGAAUUUAAUGAUAUUGAAAAUCCAGAAACUACUGAGAACCCGGAAAGAAUGGAUAUCCAUGAUGAAUGUAAUGAUCUGGAGAACCUGGAGAACCUGGAGAAUGAUGGUCUGGAGAUGAAAAUAGAGAUGGAAGAGUUUGAGAGUAAUGAAUGCCUGGAGCCCACCAUUCAAUUGAAAGAAGAGGAAGAAUGGAAGCUAGAUGUUAAAGGCAAUGGGUCUAUUAAUGGCUCGAAGAACAAACAGUUAAAAUUCCCUUGCACCUUGUGUGAUUAUGUUGCUGGAUCCAACCAGGUUUUGAAAGUACACACAGAGUGUAAGCAUGACGGAGUGAAAUACUCUUGUGAAAUGUGUGAUUAUUCAGGGUCCAAAGGACAACUAAGAUGGCACAAGAAAAGCAAACACGAAGAAUCAUUUAAUCAGUGUGAGCAUUGCGAGUUUAAAACUGUAAACAUUUCUCAUUUAAGGUUACAUAUUGAAAACGUACACCGGGGUGUUCGAUAUUUUUGUGAUCUUUGUCCAAAUUCCUUCAGCGCGGAGAGUAAUCUGAAACGGCACAUCAGGAAUGUCCAUGAAGGAAGAAAAUUUUCAUGUGAUAUAUGUGACUAUUCAGCGCCUCGUCUCGGUAAAUUAAAACUUCACAAAGAAACUGUGCACAGUGGAAUAAAAUAUUCCUGUGAUAAAUGUGAUUUCCUGGCUUCACAUGCACAACAUUUGAGAACACACAAGGCAAUUAAGCACAACGAGUUUGACAGUGCGAACCCAGUCAGCGUUUUCCCAUGUGAUGCAUGUGAAUAUGUAGCCAGUAGUAAGCGGUAUCUGAAGUACCACGUUGAGAGCAAGCACGAUAAAUCCACUUCAUUUUUAUGUGAUCAAUGUGACCAUAUGGCUUCUACGCGGGGUAAUCUAAGGGUGCAUAUAGAAAACGUUCAUAACAAAAGUAACAGUUAUUCCUGUGACCUAUGUAAUUAUGUAACGACCUCAAAAUUUAAUGUAAAAACUCACAAAUUAAGACACGAAGAGGGUCAGUUUUUAUGCGAUCUGUGUCCAUACAUUGGGAAACGAAAGGGUUGCUUGAAAAAGCACAAGCAAGUUAAGCAUGAAGGAAUCCGGUUUCCUUGUGAUCUAUGUGAGUAUGCUGCUCAAGACAGUGCUCAUCUGAGAAGACACAAAGAAUGUGUUCAUCUAGGAGUAAAGCAUGCCUGUGAUCAGUGCACGUUUUCUGCCUCCACAAAAGACAACUUAAAACAACAUAAAGAGACUAAACACGACUUACAAAAUUAUCCAUGUUCUCUUUGUGUUUACAAUGCUACAUCUCAGUAUGGAUUGAAGAAGCAUAUAAAGAAUAAACAUACAAUUAAGAUUGACUUAAGCUGUAUCCUGUGAUUAUUAUAAAUGAUUUAAAAUUUAUUUUUAUACUUUUUUAUAAUUUAGUGUUGUGGCAUAAAUUCUGAGCAAUAGAGCUUUUAAUUUAA